AUGAGAUACUCUACCUCUUUCUUCGCGACGCUCCUGCUCCCUCCGCUGCCGGCACUCGUGGAAGCAUGGCCUACGCAGCCUGGUCUUCAAGUGCAAACCGUGGACAAGGACGAUGGGGUUGCAGCGUGGUGGCCUGCGGUUCAGGAUAGCCAGCCUCAUCCGGUCUUCCCCCACCGCCCUGGACAUCGCCCGACGGGCUUCAUUGCCUUGGGAGAUUCAUACUCGGCUGGCAUAGGAACCGGUGUCAAUGGCACAGAGGACCCCUGUCGAUAUGGCAUCCACGCACAUCCUUUACUCAUAUACAAUGACCUUGAAAGACUUGAAGAGCCAGCCUCUACCUCGUUCCAGCUCCUCUCCUGUACUGGUUCGACAAUCACCGACCUUCUGGUGAAUAGCGACCCGAGCCAAAUUGGUGGGUUCAAUACAUCACAGACCGCUGAUUUUGCCCUCCUAUCUGUUGGUGGUAAUGAUCUUGGCUUCUUUGAUAUUAUGAACAGCUGUAUCUUCAGAUUCUAUAGCCUUUAUUCUGGCACAUGUGAAGAGGCUUUGCAAAGAUCUGAGAAGCAGCUUGCCAGUCCCGAUUUUGAAAAUUACCUACGGCUUGCUAUCAUGGAGAUACUGGAUCGCGUCCAAUGGGAAAAGCGUCCUUGGUUCUCCAUCACCGUGACGGGCUAUGCCCAAUUUUUCAAUGCACAUACCGAGGAAUGUGACGAGAGCUCCUUCGGAGUAUGGUGGCGAGGCCCUAAACUCAAACGUGAGUUGCGGCACAAGAUGAACGAGAUGGUGCUCGCAGUCAACGAGAAGAUACGACGGUCCGUUGCCGCUGUGAAUGACGCUUUUGCGGAACCCAAGGUUCUCUUCGUGGAUUACGACCACUUGUUCGAAGGUCACCGGUUCUGCGAGCCUGGCGUCAUCGAGCCUGACUACACCCGGAAUGAGACGUGGUUCUUUCUUGUUGGUGGUCCCGAUAACGAUGGGCAUUCGGAUUCAAAUAGUACUUCGACGACGCAAGAUGGGGCUCUUCUGCCUCCUUGGUCCCCGCUAAUUGACACGAAAACCUGCAUGGAAUCUGCGCAUCAAUCCAAGGACUGGGGCGAGCUAGCCCUCUGCAUGAUGGCGACAGCGGUCGAAAAAGACCCUACGUUGCAGAUGGUGAGCGGUGAUGGAGCCAGAGAGCAAGACAUGUGGUAUGUGCCUACAUACUACGGAAAGACGUUUCACCCACGCACCCAGGGUCACAUGGCAGUCAGGGACCAAAUAUACCAGGAAUGGCGAGACUGGUUUGGCGAUCAGCCAUAG
Clonostachys rhizophaga is the source of this 1299-nucleotide messenger RNA. NCBI's taxonomy places the organism in Eukaryota, Fungi, Ascomycota, Sordariomycetes, Hypocreales, Bionectriaceae. The record is from the annotation of a GenBank genome assembly.